Messenger RNA from Aspergillus oryzae RIB40, 2088 nucleotides. RefSeq names its product Zn(II)2Cys6 transcription factor. Gene Ontology annotation, biological process: positive regulation of transcription by RNA polymerase II. Gene Ontology annotation, molecular function: zinc ion binding; DNA-binding transcription factor activity, RNA polymerase II-specific; transcription cis-regulatory region binding. NCBI's taxonomy places the organism in Eukaryota, Fungi, Ascomycota, Eurotiomycetes, Eurotiales, Aspergillaceae. The transcript has 2 exons. The record is from RefSeq and is a predicted model, not a curated record. Bases 1 to 2088 code for a protein of 695 amino acids. Gene Ontology annotation, cellular component: nucleus.
AUGGCCACAUUAACGGACGAGCAAAGCAUACAAUCCCACCCCACCCGCACCCGGUCAUUCGGGGGGUGCACUACGUGUCGAAGCCGACAUGUGAAAUGCGACGAAGGCCGCCCAACAUGUGCCAUGUGUCGGUACUUCGGGUUCGUCUGUGCAGGCUACGAGAAGGGCAUCUUUUUUGACUUUGAGAGUUCGACGGACGAACGACGCUUCCGUCGGCCCUUGCUUACAGAGGCGGAACAAGAGCGUAUGAGCCAAUGGCUUGUUUCAAGCGUCCCACCGGAGUCUGCCCUGCAGUUACUGACUCGCAUUGACGAUCUGUGUGAGAAGGCGGCUCCUUUUCGGGAUCUACAGGUGGAUUGUGGGCCUUUCGGGGCGUUCAGAUUGAGUCAAUUACCUUCCGCUCCUUCACCGGAUAUCGUUCCAGAAGAAACACUGGAUCCAUUGAGCAGUAGCCCACCAGAGGACGUGGUUAGAUUCGACGACGAUUUCACAGCUUCAUCAGAACCCCCAUUGACGCCGCGUACUCAGAGAAUCCUCGAGUCAAUAUUCGGCCAGGCGCCCAACCCGACAUCCCCAGAUACGGAUACAGGAGACAUGGCAAUGGACCUCUGUCGCAUUGAAGCCGUGCUCAACGAUGCACCUCUAUCCAACUUCCAAGACUUCCCCAUGACAUCCAUGACAGCAGAACAACAGCCCCAGUACCUACACAAUACCGACCUAGCCCCAAUACCUCCCCCAAACCCCUGUUUCUCCCUAACGACGACCAGCAAAACAGUCCCCCAAGAAGUAAUGCUCUUACUAAAACACUACACAACAACCGUGAUAAGCCUCAUGACCCCAAUCCGCCACGCAAAAACCCCCUGGCACAUCCUCUUCAUCCCCCACGCCAAGACCUGUCUCGCAGCCCUCACUCUAAACGAAGACCUCGACAACGCCAGCCUAGCAGCCUUCUACGGCAUACUGGCAAUCAGCGCAUUCAGCCUCAGCGGCCUCUCCCAGUCCCAGAUGUGGCUGGCCCAGGGAACCGCCUACAAGCAACAAGCGCUUAAACACGCCAAACUAAUGUUGAGAACGGCAUACGAUAUUCCAAAAGUGUCCAAGUAUAAAUCCACAAUGAUCGCCCUCCUCACCAUGGUCUAUGUAUCAAUGUUCUCUGUCGACAGGGAGCAAACAGAAUACUUCUUCCUGGAAACGGAAAGACUUAUUAGGUUGCGGGGUCUGAAACGGAAGAAAUCACGCAAGGUCCGUCUGCUCCACCAUUGCUAUGCCUUCGAGCGGUUCUUCUACGAGAGUACCUUUACGGGAGGUAUGAACUCACGCCAACGACAUUAUUUCCGGCGAUCUAUUGAAUCGAGCGGUCUGGCUCAAUAUAGUAGAGAUGACCUUUCCUUCCGGCUACGCGGAUGGGAGAAUCUCGAUCAGGAGAUGAUGGAAGUGAAGAGUCAGGAAGACGGGGAAAAUGAUUUACAUCUUGAACGGCCGGGGAUCUUCUCGGCGACUCUGUACCCUGAGAUCUUUGGCGUCCCGGAAUCAUGGGUUCAGUUGUUAUCAUUGGUGAUUCGGCUCGGGAGGGAGAAAGAUAUCGCAGAGAGUCAUGAUCUGCCGAAUCCACUUACUUUGAAAGACUUUUCGAGUCGGGCGAAGGCAAUUGAGAGGCGGAUUAAUAACCUCGAACGGCCGGGUCAAGCCCAGCUUGAUGAGCAUUUGAAUGAUAUGCUUGAUGCGAUGCACCAGGCGUUGUCUAUCUACUUCUACCGAAGGGUGUAUGAUAUGGAAGCUUCGAUACUGCAGCAGAAGGUCAUUGCUGUCAGGGAUUGUCUGUGGCGUUGUGCGGAUCCUCCUAUGUUGCAUGCCUCUGCCGGGGUUAUUUGGGCUGCUUUUAUUGCUGCUUGUGAGGCUGAGGAUCGGGAGCUGCAGAUGUCGUUUUCGAAAUGGUUCCAGGAUUCGGCGCAGCGCAGUGGGUUAUCUUCGUUUCGGGAGACAAUGACUCGGAUUGAGAAAAUCUGGAGAGAGAAACGUUGUGGGAAUGGGAUCAGUGCCACAUGGCUUAAUUUGAUGAGAAUAGAUGCUUCUUUUACGGUAGGAUAG